Molecule: messenger RNA, 888 nt
Organism: Neurospora tetrasperma FGSC 2508
Lineage: Eukaryota; Fungi; Ascomycota; Sordariomycetes; Sordariales; Sordariaceae
Exons: 1
Source: RefSeq, a predicted model, not a curated record
CCUUCUCGUGCGCGUCUCCAACUUGCUGCCAGGCUAGCUAUGAACAAGCGUAACGCUGAAGCUGCUGCGAACGGCGGGCAAGAGGGCGGCUCGGCUCAAGCCGACAAUUCCACUGGUUCUGGUACAUUCAGCCUCCCAGAUGAGUCAGCCAGCGAUCGCCUCCGGAAUCCCUUUGAGGAUGAAGAGGAGGACGAGGAUGAGGACAACGAUGGCAAUGGGUCUGGCAGUGAUGAUGGAGAGCUGGAUAACACAGCCCAUAACGGCUUGGGAGGUAGUACGUGGAAUCGUGGGUCCUGGUGGCGCGGGAUGGUUCCCGGUGGACAGAAGAACAAGAGCAGGGGGGAUAGCCAGGAUGCAGAACGAUUCGGGGAUGGGCGUGACAGCGAAUCUGAUGAUGGGGCUGACGGAGGUGACGUGGUGGAUGAUAUCGACGACGAAGAGUUUGGAGACUUUGCCAUGCCUGAGGUUGAAGGCAACGCCCAAGAUUCGGAACAGUCUCCCACUUCGGGCCGUACGGUCUCUGGCAUCGACCCUGCGCGGGAGAAGAUCCUGGUCAAGCCGCUCCCAGUCCAUCCGAGCAAAAGCGGUAGUCCGUUUGGUAAUCUGUGGCCUUUCUCUACUCCUGGAUUCGGCAAGAAGGAUGAGAGGGAGGUUCCGACGUCUUCGACGGGCGAACAGGGCUCAGAAAGGCAGAAGGAAAAUGCUAGCCCUAGAAGCGGUGUUCCUAUCACAGAGGAGCCCGAGGAACUGGACGCUGUAAUGGAGGAUCUAGUUAUCGGCGAGGACGGCAAGAAGAUCAACCGCGCGGUUGAGGCGAAGAGGAGGACAAGUAUUGAGGAUCCGGAUGACGACGAGGCGGAGGAAAUCUUUGUCAGCAGGCCUACCGGA